AUUCCUUCAACAACAACAGCUAGUCAGACACCUCGGUAGCGUUCUAGCAUAGCUAACACAUUCACGCUCUUUACACUGUUUUGUUAUAUAUUAGUCGCUGUGUAUUAAUCACAUUUCUGUUGUAUGUACUUGUUGGGCCAUUUAAUUAUAUAUUUACGUUGUUUGUCAGCUAGCUGGUUUGCUAAGUUAGCUUAGAACUAGGCUAGUCGCUAAUGCUAACUAGCUAACAUCCCCGACCAUGAGUUCACUAAGUUACUCUCCUGAUAAAGAAGAGGGGGUCUGCUGGACGGAGAAAGAAACCCUCGUCAAAGAGGAGGACGAAGAGGAGGCUGUUACAAUACAAAAACAAGUAGAGGGUGAGGCUGUUACCGUGAAAGAAAAAGAGAAAGACGUUUCAGUGAAAGAAGAGGAAGACGCGUUCAGAGUGAAAGAGGAAGAGGAUGAUACAGUAAAAGAAGAGAAAGAGGAGGAUUCCGUUUUUGGAGUGAAAGAGGAGGAGGGGGAGAUGACUGUCACAUUGGAGGAAGAAAGGGAGGUUGGAGAUCUGUUUAACACCAGCUUCUUUUUCUUCUUUGGACUUUAUAUGGCAGUUGGCAACCAACUUUAAGGUGCAUUACCACCAUCAACUGGACUGAAGUAUGGACCUCAGUUCAUCUUUCAAUGACCCACAUGGGUAUAUACCAAGACAGGCAUGAAGAGGGCACAACAAAACCUUUUCCCACUCAGGAGAUUUGGCAUGGGUACCCAGAUCCUCAAAAGGUAAUACAGCUGCACCAUUGAGAGCAUCCUGACCGGUUGCCUCAUCGCCUGGAAUGGCAACUGCUCGGCAUCUGACCCUAAGGCGCUACAGAGGGUAGUGUGAACGGCCCAGUACAUCACUGUGGCCAAGCUUCCUGCCAUCCAGGACCUAUAUAAUAGGCGGUGUCAGAGGAAAGCCCACAAAAUUGUCAGAGACUCCAGUCACCCAAGUCAUAGACUGUUUUCUCUGCUACUGCACGGCAAGCGGUACCGGAGCGCCAAGUCUAGGACCAAAAGCUUCCUAAAAUCACCACCGGACAAUUUACAUUGACCUCCCCAUCCUUUUGUGCACAGCUGCUACUUGCUGGUUGUUACCUAUGCAUAAUCACUACGCCCCUACAUUCAUGUACAGAUGACCUCAACUAGCCUGUACCCCCGCACACUGACUCUGUAAAGCAUUUCUUGGUAAAGUCUAAGUUGUUGUCUUGACGGAUUUGUAAAAAACGCUUUGUCAUAAAACCCUAUAUAUAUAUAUUUUUUUAUGUUUCUGACACCCCUCCCCAGAGGUGUCUCAUUAUUGGGAUUCAUUGCUGAUUCCUACCUGUAGCUCACUAUGAGGUGUCUAGUGAUACAGGUUAAGGGCCCUGUUGGAGAUUGGUGGUUGGUAGCGGAGUCGAGGGAACAAGCAGGGUUGGACACGGCCAUGUUAUUAUCCCACACACAGUCUCUGUGGUUCAUAUGAACCCCAUUCCUGGGAAUUAGAUUUGAUUACAAAUCGCCCCUGUCUGUUACCACAGAAGGGUUCAGUCUGUCCCAUUCCCAGCUAGGUUACGAGGCGCUUUGUCGCCAAUACUUAUGACUGGUUGAUAGGGGAAACCUCCACGCUUAUUAUAGAAAAAAUAAUUAGGGGAAACUAUUUAGUAAACUGAAAUAAAAUAACAAACCUGUUUGAAAACUAUUCCAAAACUAUCUUUGACUCCAAAACUAAAAUAGCCUAAAAUAAUAACCAGCAUGAAUUAUGUUCAGUUUGAAUAAUUGAUAAUAUAAAAUAUAAAAUAUAUAAAAAUAUAAUUGUGUUUUAAAUAUCUUUUGAUGUGGUUUUAAAGCUUCUGAACCUGGUGGCUGGUAAAUGCUGCCAUGGGAUGGCAAUGUUUAAAAUAGACUUAGCUUGUGUAUCACUUUCACUUGCCAUCACCAGAAAUACUUUAAGAAAUUAGGAUAUUGAAAACUCCUUUCUAUUUGUAUUAACAGCUUAAAGAAAAUAACGUUGGCAUGAAUUACCCUCUGUGAACAAGAAGGACAACAUUACAAAUAUUUUCAGAGAUGUGAGAUAAUUAACUUGUUCUCUGUAAUAUCGUAUAGCUUUGCAAUCGUAACAUUACGUACUUUAAAGGAAAAUAGGCAUUUCUCGACUCGUACCCUGACUUUAAAAAGGGAUUUUGGUGAGAAUUAGCUUAGGAACUGUGUGUCACAGCAUGGCAAUGUGAACGUGAUUGGUCGACAGUCUCUUGGACGAGCGUUAGCUUUGACAUUUUCUGGAAUAGAUUUGAUUUGAAAACAUUUUUGUUUUCUUGCCUGCCUAUUGAAUUUGGAAUGCACUGUACUGUUCAUCUCUGAAACUCACUGAGAUAAUUCCUUUGAUACAGCAGUAGCAAUACAGGGAUAUAAUAUCUACAGAAAAGGCAGGAAUGCUUAUGGGGGAGGUGUUACUGUAUACAGUGCAUUCGGAAAGUAUUCAGACCCCUUGAUUUUUUUCCCACAUUUUGUUUAAAGCCUUAUUCUAAAAUGGAUUAAAAUCUUUUUUCCACCCUUU
Molecule: messenger RNA, 2551 nt
Organism: Oncorhynchus nerka (sockeye salmon)
Lineage: Eukaryota; Metazoa; Chordata; Actinopteri; Salmoniformes; Salmonidae
Product: zinc finger protein 271-like
Exons: 2
Coding region: 239-607 (122 amino acids)
Source: RefSeq, a predicted model, not a curated record